Aspergillus steynii IBT 23096 is the source of this 1033-nucleotide messenger RNA. Its product is annotated as spindle checkpoint protein MAD2. Lineage: Eukaryota; Fungi; Ascomycota; Eurotiomycetes; Eurotiales; Aspergillaceae. The transcript has 8 exons. Gene Ontology annotation, cellular component: kinetochore; cytoplasm; nucleoplasm. Gene Ontology annotation, biological process: mitotic spindle assembly checkpoint signaling. The coding region runs from base 165 to 845 and encodes 226 amino acids. The record is from RefSeq and is a predicted model, not a curated record.
CAAAAAAAAAGUGCGGCUCUGCGGAGGAAACGGAUUGGCGGGCGGUCGAUUGCUGCGGCGACUAUCGCUGUAAACAAAGCUCACUCUUUUCACCACACAAUCUUCGUGCAGAAGAACGACACUCUCAACGCCAACGAUCUCGGAAUUAUUCAGGCUCUUCCACCAUGUCAGCGACAAAAGACAAGUCUAAGGUCCACAAGCUGUCCCUCAAAGGGUCGUCGAAACUUGUGUCUGAAUUCUUUGAGUACUCCAUCAACUCAAUCCUGUUCCAACGAGGAGUCUACCCCCCAGAAGACUUUACAACCGUCAAGAAAUAUGGCCUCAACAUGCUUGUCACCUCCGACGACCAGGUCAAAGCCUACAUCAAAAAGAUCAUGUCGCAGUUGAACAAGUGGAUGAUGGGAGGCAAAAUUUCAAAGCUUGUCGUGGUCAUCACUGACAAGGAGACGGGUGAGCAUGUGGAAAGAUGGCAGUUCGACGUUCAAAUACAUACCAAAAGCAGCAAGUCCUCGGCUGCCCGUAAGGCUGGUGAUAAGGAAAAUGCUGCCACAGGAGACGCGCCCGCCCCUGCUACCGAAACCGUCGAGAAAACCGAGAAAGAGAUUCAGGACGAAAUCCAGGCCAUUUUCCGACAGAUCACCGCCUCCGUGACCUUCCUUCCCGUUCUCGAUGGAGAUUGCACAUUCAACGUGCUCGUGUAUGCGGACGCAGACUCGGAAGUGCCCGUCGAAUGGGGUGACAGCGACGCCAAGGAGAUCAAAAACGCCGAGAAGGUGCAACUCCGAAGCUUCAGCACGAAUAACCACAGGGUGGAGACCCUCGUCAGCUACCGUCUUGCUGACUGAGUUCGGCCUCCUACAAUGGACUAGGGGUGUUUCAUACGGAGGCGUUAAGGACAAGACGGAGGGUUCUUCCAUUUUCUUUCAUUUCUGGGUUUCUGUACAAUGAAUUUCAAGUUUCUAUGGCCAUGGCCUCAAAGGCACCCGUGCCCGGUUAUUUAUCAUAACGACUAAUGAGUAUGCAUUCCUUUUCC